GGCCGCGGCUCGCUCCCCGCCGGCUCCGCCGCAUUGUUCUCCAAGUCGGGAGCCCCGCAGCCGCGGCUGCCAGAGCCGCGCGAGCCCAGCGCACCGGCCGCCCGGCCGCCGCGCGGGGGACCCGGAGCCGCCGCGGGAGCCCGCGCCCCGCCCAGCCCGCCGCGCCCCUGCCGGGACCCAGCCGCCGCCGAGGCUGAGCCAGCCUGCGCCUCACCAGGCUUGCUCACCUCCUGGCGCCCGAGAGCAGGCGAAAGGGGAAGAAAGAUCCCUCUCCCGGGUCGCCACUCUUCCUCGCCCUCUCCAAGAAUUUGUUUAAGGAAGCGCUGCGGGAAGAAGACAUCUUCGUGAAUUCUCCGUCAGGGGCGGGGUCUGCCGCUGCCCUGCGGUGCCAUCUCGGCGACACUGCCCUCCGCUACGACCCCGGACCAGCGGGGUCACGUCCGGGAACGGGAUCAUGAAGCGUUCGGUGGCCGCUUGGCUCUUGCUCGGGCUCACUCUCUGUGUCCCCCAGUUCUGCAAAGGCGAUAUUUGUGAUCCUAAUCCAUGUGAAAAUAGAGGUGUCUGUUUGCCUGGAGUGGCUGAAGGUUCCUUUUCCUGUGAGUGUCCAGGUGGCUUCACAGACUCCAACUGUUCUAGUAUUGUGGAGGUUGCAUCAGAUGAAGAAGAGCCACCGACUACAGCAGGUCCCUGCACUCCUAAUCCAUGCCAUAAUGGAGGAACCUGUGAAAUAAGUGAAGCAUACCGAGGGGACACAUUCAUAGGCUAUGUGUGUAAAUGUCCCCGAGGAUUUAAUGGGAUCCACUGUCAGCACAAUAUAAAUGAAUGUGAAGCUGAGCCUUGCAAAAAUGGUGGAAUAUGUACAGACCUUGUUGCUAACUAUUCCUGUGAGUGCCCAGGUGAAUUCAUGGGAAGAAAUUGUCAAUACAAAUGCUCGGGCCCGUUGGGAAUUGAAGGUGGAAUCAUAUCAAAUCAGCAAAUCACAGCUUCCUCCACCCACCGAGCUCUUUUUGGGCUCCAGAAAUGGUAUCCCUACUAUGCACGUCUUAAUAAGAAGGGGCUGAUAAAUGCCUGGACAGCUGCAGAAAAUGACAGAUGGCCAUGGAUUCAGAUAAAUUUACAAAGAAAAAUGAGAGUUACUGGUGUGAUUACCCAAGGAGCCAAGAGGAUUGGAAGCCCAGAGUAUAUAAAAUCCUACAAAAUUGCCUACAGCAGUGAUGGAAAGACCUGGGCAAUGUACAAAGGGAAAAGCACCAUUAAAGAUGUGGUGUUUCAUGGAAAUGUUGAUAACAACACACCUUAUGCUAACUCUUUCACACCCCCCAUAAAAGCUCAGUAUGUAAGACUCUAUCCCCAAGUUUGCCGAAGACAUUGCACGUUGAGAAUGGAACUUCUUGGAUGUGAACUAUCGGGCUGUUCUGAGCCUCUGGGGAUGAAGUCAGGACAUAUACAAGACUAUCAGAUCACUGCCUCCAGCAUCUUCAGAACUCUCAACAUGGACAUGUUCACUUGGGAGCCAAGGAAAGCUCGGCUGGACAAGCAGGGCAAAGUGAAUGCCUGGACCUCCGGCCACAAUGACCAGUCACAAUGGUUACAGGUGGAUCUUCUGGUCCCUACCAAAGUGACCGGCAUCAUUACACAAGGAGCUAAAGAUUUUGGUCAUGUCCAGUUCGUGGGCUCCUAUAAACUCGCUUACAGCGAUGAUGGAGAACACUGGACUGUAUACCAGGAUGAAAAGCAAAGAAAAGACAAGGUUUUCCAGGGCAAUUUUGACAAUGACACCCACAGAAAAAACGUCAUCGACCCUCCCAUCUAUGCACGGCACAUCAGAAUCCUCCCCUGGUCCUGGUAUGGGAGGAUCACGCUGCGGUCGGAGCUGCUGGGCUGCAAAGAGGAGGAGUGAGGAGACCCCAUGCCCCACAACCUUCCUCUCUAUUUUCCUAAAAGUAUCUCCAUGGAAUGAACUGUGCAAAAUCUGUAGGAAACUGAAUAGAGUUUUUCAUGAAAAAGUGCUCAAAUUAUGGUAGGCCACUGUCUUUUUAAGGAGGUCUAAGCCUGCCUUUUCAAUCGUUUAAUUUGAUUUUUAUUGUUUAAAUUUCUUAAGUAACAUCACAUUAACUGUGAAUUACUUUUCUCAUUGUUUUCUGAAUUAUUCACACUGGUUGAAAUGUAUUCGGGAAAGAAAGCAGCAUUCUUUUGUUAGCAAGGAUAAAAAAAAUCUCAUAGUUAUCAAAUAAAAGCACGAGUUGAUAGAGCCUUUAUAAUCAGUACUCAGCUAAUUCUUAUAAAAGACAUACUGCAAUGUUAGCAAUAAGGGGUUUUUUUCCUUCUGUCAUGACUCUACAUUAUCCUCGUUGUUUCCCCGUGUCUACCAGACCUGUCAGUGUUUAUAACAGAAUUUUGAAGAAGAACCUGUAACAUGCAGUACUAACUGAUGUUAUAAUUCUCCUUUUAGCUUCAUUAUUUCUAAUCAGAGACUGUGUGAUUUGUUUUUCCUUUUGGCUCUAUUCUAUAGCCUUCAUAGUGUAUAUUUCCUGAAUCAGUCCAUAUUUUUUCCAAUUAAGUUUUCUCCUUUUAUUUGCCUAAAAGAACUAUCACGCUUGUUCAUAUAUAUGGAACAUGAUUGAAUAUCAGUAGGUUGAUCAUGUUUAAUAUCAGUAGACUUAAUCUGCAAUUCUAUUUUGAAGGACUCUGUAACUAUGUAAUUUCCAAAUACUUCCUUAAUAAAGAACCCAAUGCUACCAUUUUGCAAAAUAAACAACAAAAUUUUGUUAUGUCCCUUUACACUGAAAUCUAAAUCUUCAUUUUGUUGGUAUUGACACAGCCUUAUCUUUACUUUAAAAUAAUAGAAUAAUGAAGUCUUUCUUUGUCUAUUUUAAAAAAAUUUUUAGCAAACAAAUAUUAAGAUAACACUGCAUAGCUUGGCCAAGCAUACUCAUUAUUUUUCUGUUCAUCUCUGCAUUUCCUGUGAAACUGGAAUUUUAUUGACAUUUGAAACUGGUGGUGGUUUCCCAGGAAAGCACAAUGUGUAGUUAUUUGUGAGAAGAAAAGUACUUACUAAUGACAAAGUAGUAAACCAUUUUCAAGAUGAAAAUUGAUUUCUAUUUUUUUUGCUUCAAAGGUCCUGAAAAAAUAAGCAAUUAUCAUAACAAUUUGUUAUUGAUAAUGGUGGUUUCAUUGACAUGGCUCUCAAAUUAAAGCUCAUACUGCCUCCAUAAAAGUCCUCAACAUCUAAUUUAUGAGCUUUACAAGUAUUUAGUUUAUAAGGCUUAGACAUAGAAUUAUUGGAGUUUUAAAUUACGGGUCCUGGAAAAGACAGUAUGGUAUGUGUACAAAAUGUUUGGUCCUGUGCAACACUGCGAAGUUUUUUCCUUUAUUAAUUAUUUGUGCUGCAUAAUGAAAACCACCUGUUAUUGUCCUGUCUGUCCAUGUGUUAACAGCAUUCCUCAAUGAUGUAUAUAUGGAGGGGGCUUCAACCAUAGUGAAGAAUUUAAAGAGAAAGUCAAUCAUAACGGCAUUUUUAAAAAGAGCAAAAUUAGGACUGGCUGGCCACAUAUUUGUCCUAUGCCUACUUGCUUUCUACUUCAAGUUCUUAUUAUGAAAUUGUCUAUUUGGAGCGUCUGAAAUGAUCAUUUUUCAGCACCUUCACAAACAAAAUUGCUGUGUCCUCAAUAUUGCCUUUUUUAGAUAACUUUAAAAUUAGGAAUUUAAAUAUUUUUAAUUCACUAAAUUUUAAAGUCAUGUUACAAAUAAUCACUUAGGUCCAAAAAUAUACACACACUUACUGUCUAGCCAUUGGCCCUCAUUUGUUUAAAGAUAUCCUGUCCCACCAAAUUGCUGGAUAUUUUCCUUUGCAGAUUAUUCAUGGUUCUUCAUUCUUCACAGAGUAUGCUUUAAAAAUUAUGAGUAACGCUUUGUAAUGAGUUCCUUUCUCAAAAUUACUAAUGGCUUCUUAUUAUGUUUUGAAUUUUAUUCUAUUGAUAGUUUUUUAAACAAAUAUUUUCAAAUGGGGUUUGUUAAAAUUAUAUUUGUUACUUUCUGGAAAUACAUUGAAUGGCUUUCUCUUGCUUGUGCAUUUUCUCUCUGCUCUGUGUGUUCUUCACCAACAUGGCAUGACCAAUGGGAUAUUUAUUUGUCCCAUGAUGCCCAAAAUUCAUGACAAUAAAGAGAUUCCCACAUGUGGAAAUGUUAAUAA
Molecule: messenger RNA, 4192 nt
Organism: Equus quagga
Lineage: Eukaryota; Metazoa; Chordata; Mammalia; Perissodactyla; Equidae
Gene: EDIL3
Product: EGF like repeats and discoidin domains 3
Exons: 11
Coding region: 455-1900 (481 amino acids)
Molecular function (GO): calcium ion binding
Source: RefSeq, a predicted model, not a curated record